GGGCGGGGCGGCGCGGGCCAGCAGAUGCGGCUGGAGGCGCGCGGGAGCAGGGUGCGAGCAGGGCGCAGCCGCGAGGGAGGCGCGGGGGAGGCCAGCGGGAACCGGGGAGCCAGCAGCAGCCUGUGUCGGCGGAGAGCAGCCAGGCGCAGCCGGAGCCGCAGUCGCGAUGGCCGUGGCUGUGGGGAGACCGAGCAAUGAAGAGCUUCGUAACUUAUCGCUUUCGGGCCACGUCGGAUUCGACAGUCUUCCUGACCAGCUGGUCAACAAAUCCACCUCUCAAGGAUUCUGUUUCAACAUCCUGUGUGUGGGUGAGACGGGUAUUGGCAAAUCCACGUUGAUGGACACUUUAUUCAACACCAAGUUUGAAAGUGACCCCGCUACUCACAACGAGCCAGGUGUCCGGUUAAAAGCCAGAAGUUACGAACUUCAGGAAAGCAACGUACGGCUGAAGCUAACCAUUGUCGACACGGUGGGAUUUGGAGACCAGAUUAAUAAAGAUGACAGCUACAAGCCGAUAGUGGAAUAUAUUGAUGCCCAGUUUGAGGCCUACUUGCAAGAGGAAUUGAAAAUUAAACGUUCUCUCUUCAACUACCAUGACACGAGGAUUCACGCCUGCCUUUACUUCAUCGCCCCCACGGGCCACUCCCUGAAGUCCCUGGACCUGGUCACCAUGAAGAAGCUAGACAGCAAGGUGAACAUCAUUCCAAUAAUUGCAAAAGCGGACACCAUUGCCAAGAACGAAUUGCACAAAUUCAAGAGCAAGAUCAUGAGUGAACUCGUCAGCAACGGAGUCCAGAUUUAUCAGUUCCCCACAGAUGAGGAAACGGUGGCCGAGAUUAAUGCAACGAUGAGCGUCCACCUCCCCUUUGCGGUGGUUGGCAGCACUGAAGAAGUGAAGAUUGGCAACAAGAUGGCCAAGGCCAGGCAGUACCCUUGGGGAGUGGUGCAGGUGGAGAAUGAAAACCACUGUGAUUUCGUAAAGCUGAGAGAGAUGCUGAUCCGCGUGAACAUGGAGGACUUGCGAGAGCAGACGCACACGCGUCACUAUGAGUUGUACCGGCGCUGUAAGCUUGAGGAAAUGGGCUUCAAGGACACCGAUCCCGACAGCAAGCCCUUCAGCCUUCAGGAGACGUAUGAAGCCAAAAGGAACGAGUUCCUGGGUGAGCUGCAGAAGAAGGAGGAGGAGAUGAGGCAGAUGUUUGUGAUGAGAGUGAAGGAGAAAGAGGCGGAACUGAAGGAGGCCGAGAAAGAGCUUCACGAGAAGUUUGACCUCCUGAAGCGGACACACCAAGAGGAGAAGAAAAAGGUGGAAGACAAGAAGAAGGAGCUUGAGGAGGAGGUGAGCAACUUCCAGAAGAAGAAGGCGGCGGCUCAGCUUCUGCAGUCCCAGGCCCAACAGUCUGGGGCCCAGCAAACCAAGAAGGACAAGGAUAAGAAAAACUGACCAUCUGCCUCUUGAGAGAAAGAAGUGGGCAUCUUCCUUUAAGUUCAGCAGCCGUUUUUAUUUGACUCUGUUACCUGCACCCCUUAUAUAAACUGUCUGGAGAGGGAGUUCUGUUUGUUUUGGGGGUGGGGAUUCCAACUAGCCAGUCCUGCUUUAUGUAUUUGUUAUUCAAACUUAGUUUUGGUAUCAAAAAUUAUGCCAGUCUUAAGCUCACUUCAAGGGGAAGUACUAUUAAUUUUAAGGCUCAAAAUUCUGUUUAAUAUGUUCUUAUCUUAGAUGCAAUUUGAAUAUGCCCCUUUUUGUUACUAGAGUUUUGAUCUACAAGUCUUAAUUACAUUUGAAUUGUGCCAGUGUUGGGUAAAUGACUUUUCUGCCUCUGAGGCUCAAUUUAUAUUUAAAGAUAUCUUAAAAUAACUUCUGGCCCGUCCCUGCCUUUCUGUUCUUACCUCCUGUCCAUGGUUUUUGUUUUUUUUUUAAAUCAUGAAUAAUGCAUAUAUCCCUUCACCCACGAACUUCAUCGGUAACAAUGGUUCAAUUCCUGUCUUCUCAGAGGGAUUCACAUGGCUUUUCCCCUAUACUAUCUGCUAGGAAUCAAAGCAUUUGCACCAGAUUACUUAAAGCCCGCCCACAUCCAGAAACACUUGUGCCAGUUGAGUGAGCUCGUGAUUUCCAGGGCAGACCUGUCUGUCAGGCUCAAGGCUAGGACACUUAGUCACCUCUCAGACAGAAGUCAAGGCCUAUCUAGUGUCAAGAAAGUUACCUUCCAAAUUCACUACUUGCUAUUGCUUUGCUUUUUUGCAUCUUAAAAUAUUUUCAUCUCCUAUAUAGGAGGUAGCUCAUGGCACUAGUGUGAGUUACAUUUGGUCAGAAUCCUUUGGAGUGGUCCCCUCCGUAAGAAAGGUACAGUGCUUCUGUGGGUCACUGAAGACAGCAGUCCUUAUCAUUCUGAUGGCUGGAAAGCAACUGGAUGCAUUUGUUGGCAAGCAGCUUGCAUUCCUAGAAAGUGUUCCUAACUGUAAGUAAAGUCAGUUCCACUGGAGCUAGCAAGAGACCCAAAUGUGCCUUCACGGUGUACAGUGGCAGAAAUUCAGUGCUGCAGGUACCAACUUUGAUGCCAGACUAUUGCUGUUAAACGUGAGGUCAUGCUGAAACCACUAAGUAUAAUUCACUUAAUUCUUAACUUCUUUCAAUCAUUUAAUAUCAAUUUUAUACUAUAUCAUUUGUUUUGAAAAGCAUUCUGUUUCAGAUCAUAGUGUGAGCAAUGUUUAAAAAUCAAGUCUGAAAGCGGAGUUCUGCCUAAGAAGACUGUCUAGUUUCACUUCUUUCCCCUUCAUUCAUCCUCCUGGGACCAUGGAGUUUGAAGCAGGCUAGCUUCUUCAGUGACCAUGUUGACUCUGGUUGUGGAACUCCUUAUGACCUGCCUCCUAAGCAUUUUGCUUCAGAUGGCUCCUUUUCUCUUAUGUUGGCAAAACUGGUGGGUCCUCAGGUCUUCCUGUGAAAUUAUGCUGAGGACAAUCACCAGCAAUAAUAAACAUGCUAGCUUAUCCUAAUCUAGAUUGUGGGGAAGAAAAAGAGAACCAAGCCACUAGAACCUGUUUCUGAUGGCAACAGCCUUUUUAUUUUUCACUCGAACUUCAAAAAAUAUUACUUAAUUUCAAAUAUUUGCUUAUCUAGGUAUAUAAAGUCUAGGUGUUCUGCUUGAGACCAGCACAGUACAUUAUGAAAGAGAAUUAUGUCCUGAAUUAGUGUCUGCUGAGCUGGGGCAAUUAGAAAAAUAAAGGCACACAUCUCAGUAUGCUUGACCAAACAUCCAGACAUUUCAGCAUCGAUGGCACCCAUUAUACAGAACUUUUAGUUGUUUUUGUUCACCACUGAGAGACUACAGGACAAUCACUUCUGUUUAAGAAAUACAACUGUGCCCAUAUUUAAUGACCUACACAAAGCCUUUUGCUUUGCAAAUACUAUCUUUCUCCCAUGGAGAUCAACAGGGUACUGUGGCUCCUUCAAAGAUCCUUGUGCUUGAAUGUUUAUAGUGACACCUAGUCCUUUAUGUCUGCUACCAUCUAGCUUUCAGAUCAGUCACUAGCAAGCAACUACCGUACUCAGACUAGUGAAAGGAAUCAAUGUGUUCAUUUGAGCUAACUGCCCAUUCCCUCCCGAUUCAGCCUCACUAUUCCCAACCUGCAGAUGUCUGCAGAACAUCACGAGAGAUGCAGAAAUUCCAUGCCUGCCUCAUUGUUGGUGGUUCCUUUCAGUCCUCUGUGGAAACAAAACUCUGGCUGCCAAAUGAGUGGAGCAGAGACUGUUACCAUGAGCUUGACCUUUUCCCUCAAAGCACAACUUAGUGUGUUUGAAGAAUGGAGUAACAUAACAUAAAAAGCUGGGCUCAGCAUGUUUUCUCUGUGAGAUUCGGGUGACAGCUCUCCUUCCUAGCUGUAUCUAUUCCUUUCCCCUGAAUACUGUAUUCUGUACCAUGUACCCAGCCCACAUCAGGAGCUAAGGAUGUAGCCACAUCUUUUCUUUACUUAUCCUUCAGUGUACCUCCUAAGCACAGCAAGGGUUUGGAGCAGAAGGAAAGGGGUGCCAUGUCUCUUGCUCAUUCAUCAGUACAAAUCUUAUUCUGAAAAGCAAUAGGGCUCCAUCCUCCCACAAGCACAUUUCGUGGCUGUUUGCUAACACUGGUUUUCAUUCUGUAGUGUCCUACUCUUAAACUGUUUCCACUAAACGAGCAGCAAGUUCGCUGCACAUAGAGGUGUUCUUUUUCCUUCUUAGCUACAUGUAACACAAUAAGCUUAAAAUAGUUCUGGCAUUUGAUAGACUAUGAAGGUUAUACCGAGUCAAGAGUUCUUUUUAUUCUCAACCCAGAACUUUGACAGCAGGUAAGACAUUCUUGGUUACUUGUUAAUGCCUAUUUUUUUUUCCAAGAGUAACAGAGCGGGCCCAAGCAGUUUAUCUCUGUCUUACGUCUGCAUCUUAUACAUCGGUGUAUCCAAAAACAAAUCAAUCACGAAUAGAAAACUUUAAUUCCUUAAUGACAACUGUCCUAAAUGUAUGAACUUCAUCUCUUAUGUCCUAAUGAUCGGUUAAAUUCAACUCAAACCAAAAGCAGCAAGACCCUGGGCUCUGGAUGCCUUCACACUCUAUUUCUAAUGUUCUUUGUGGAACUACACACAACUUAUUCAUCAGGGCACUUGAUGUAUACUAGUGGUUCUGAGUUAUUUGCUUGAGACUUGGUAUGUAUGUAACAAGCCCACACCUAUAUUAUACCUUAAGCCAUGUACAACUGCAACCACAAAAGCCAAUGAGAUGGCAGACCCGAGCCCUAGCUUGGGACCCCAAUGAUGGAAGGAGAAAACCAAGUGCUUCCAGUUGUCUUCUGACCUCUAUCCAUACACACACCACAGUAAACACACACCCCGAAAUGGACUAAAUUAUAACCACAAAACACUGGGAUGUAUCAGGAGGGACUUAGUAACCAGGUGAUUGAGCAUUUAUCUGCCUACUAGUACCAUAGUCAAUCCAAACAAUUCAGUUUCUCACCAAGUUAAAAAUGACUUACUCUUUUCCUGAGCACCGUCUAGUGGGCAGAACUCAAAUCAUUAUUUAAUAAUGGGUAUAGGAGACCUCAUUAACAUAGCUUAAAAGUUCAAGAACUUGGGAGCUUUCAGAAAUAGCAUUCCUGUUAGAACUUCCUGUUAGGUAAAAGGUGAAGAUGUGAGAUACUUUCAAGAUAACAUCAUUCACCCCUCAAUGUUUAUGGUAUGAAGAUAUUCACCUCAGGAUGGUGAGAACAUUGACAAAGAACCUUCCCUCUCCCCUUGAGAGCAUGCUGGAGGAGCAUGAUAGUGUAAACCACAUUUUCUCUUCAAGGGAGAGGCUGUUACAUUGCUUUGGGCAGUGAUGCUCAAGUACAGCUUGCUUCAUUUCAGAAUCUUGAGUAAAGCAGGCAUGUCAAGGAGACAGCAGCCACUGGGACAGUUCUUAAGCAGGCAAGCAGUAAGGUGGGAACCUGUGAAUUCUCACCACCAUCCAUCAGCCAACCAUGGUGUCAGAAACACCAAGAAAUGUAUGGGACCUUCCAGUUGGGGUAUGGACCACUGUCCCAGCUCCCCUUACUCUUGUAGAGAAAGCAUUCUGCUCUCCACUGAUAACCAACUUCUCACCCAUCUUUUAGAGGACGCAGUCAAUCACAUCUAGUUUCAACCUGCAAAUCCUGCUUUUUCUGGAGAUUUCAUUACAUUGGUUAGCAUGCCCAUCCUUUGACAGCCUCCUUUCUGGAAGAUUCAAGGAUGAUGCACCUUUUAACCACCAGGAGGCAGCAGACAAUUACAACAGAAGCUAAAGCCUCUGAACCUUGGUAGUUUGCAAUGCAAUACCAAGAAGUAACCUGAGCAGCUUAAGGCAGACUAAGAAAAGCUCCAAGUAAAGCAACAAAUAUUCUUAAUACUGGAAUAUUCUUCACUGAAAUGCUAGUUUGCUUUGGGUCUCAGGCUGAAGUUCUGGAGAGUGGAUUUUGAGGGAUGGUUGAGGGCUCCAGAUAUUUACUAGAUUUAGCUGAAAGGAGAGGAACUUUCAACUAUAACCACUGAACCAAACCAAGAGCUCACUUGUUACAGUGUCCCAUGGAAACAAUACUCCAAACUCACUCUACUGGUUUUCAAGAUGAGAUCUCACUACUGCCUGGGCAGCCCAGACUAAAGCAGUGUUCUUGUCUCUGCCUCUUUAGUAGCUAGGACCACAGUUGCAUGCCAGCACCAGGUUACCAUCAGCAUUAGGAAACCUGAAGAUCAAAUAGCUAAAGUCCUACUAUCUCCAGCUUUUGCACUUUGCAGCUUCUGGAUUAUAGAUUAGCUAUGCAGACUUUUAGACUUAAGUUUUAAACCAUCUGAGUGUGUGUGUGUGUGGGGGGACUCCAAUCAUAUCAUAAACAUUAUGAACCUGGAGCUCCCAUGAUUCAGAAUCAAGAAAGCUGAAAGUCAGAAUAAUUUUAUAAAAAUAUCUGAGUAAUUCCUUGCACACAAACCAUUUUUUCACUUUUCCCCACCUCUCCCAACUCCCAUCCUUACACACAUAAUGCUUCCCCAAUUGGAUUUUUAAGGUCAUAUAAAAUGUGCAGUUAAGUCUUCCACAAGUUUCUAAAAAGAUGCUGACCUGGAGACACUCUUGUUCUGCUAAACUUAAAAUCAAUGAGCUCAAAAUAUUACCUAUAUGUAGGCUAGAGUCUGCCUUCAUAGACCAUCCCAUUAACCAGUUGUUAACUGUAAGGUUCACAGCUCACCAGCAAGAAAACACUAAAGGGCACACCCUGUGGUCAAAGAUUGCUCUUAAGUUUUUUACUGCUUUCCUUGGUUGAAAAUGAAGUGCCCAAGAAGUCAGAAACCAUACCUUCCCAUAAAUAAGAAAAGAUCCUAUAGAAACCAAGGUUAAGGACAACAUUUUAUUGCUACCAGAGGCUUUAUCACCAGUCCAUGGUUCAGACUACAGUGCCUUCUUCAGACUGCAAAGGGAGCUCAGGGUACAGAAGUCACUCAGAGAAAAACAAGGGGAAUAACUUCUUAUCAAGAAAAUCCUGACAGCUUAAUAUAAACUAGGGUACUGAAUUCAAUUAUAAGUUAGACUCAAAUCAGGGCUGCCCCAUAGCUAGACAGUUGCUCCUA
Molecule: messenger RNA, 7101 nt
Organism: Myodes glareolus (Bank vole)
Lineage: Eukaryota; Metazoa; Chordata; Mammalia; Rodentia; Cricetidae
Source: RefSeq, a predicted model, not a curated record